This is a messenger RNA of Trichoderma virens Gv29-8, 501 nucleotides long. RefSeq lists its product as uncharacterized. Gene Ontology annotation, biological process: dGTP catabolic process. Gene Ontology annotation, molecular function: 8-oxo-7,8-dihydrodeoxyguanosine triphosphate pyrophosphatase activity. Bases 1 to 501 code for a protein of 166 amino acids. The transcript has 3 exons. NCBI's taxonomy places the organism in Eukaryota, Fungi, Ascomycota, Sordariomycetes, Hypocreales, Hypocreaceae. Gene Ontology annotation, cellular component: cytosol. The record is from RefSeq and is a predicted model, not a curated record.
AUGGAAGUUGUAAGGACUGGCGUGACGGCCAUCAUCCAAAAUGCAGACGGGAAAUUCCUCGUCGGCAAGCGAAUCGGCAGCCAUGGCGCGGGUACCUGGCAGUUCCCUGGCGGCCAUCUAGAUAAGGGGGAGCGGAUUUUCGCUUGCGCUGCUCGGGAAACCCUAGAGGAGACGGGUUUGAAGAUCGUUUCAACAGAGAUCGUUAAAGUUACCGAGGAUAUAUUCGAGGAGGAGGAGGGGAUCAGGCACUACAUUACAGUCUUCACCAAGUGCCACAUGCUUGACCAGACCCAAGAGCCAAAGCUCUUGGAACCAAACAAGUGCCAGGGGUGGCACUGGAAGUCGUGGGAGGAGCUGAAGGAGAUUCACGAGAUCUGGAAAGCAUACUCUGAGGCUGACCCGAACUCUAAGCCUGACCCGAACUCUAGGCCUGACGCCUUGUUUUUGCCUCUGUUGCAUCUGGUGGAACAGGUCCCUGACAUCCACAAGCUGCUUGCUUGA